CGAAACCGAGCGACGCGCCCAGUGUGCAAAGAUUGCGACGCCCCGAUCUCAGGGCUCCUCGCAUCUGACGCCACGGGCAAUCCGCUCCUCGCAGGCCCGAAUGGGGCCGUGGCGCCGCGCGCGGCGCCGCGGGGCCCCCGCCUCGCGCCGCCAUGGCGUGGUCCGCCCGGAGCGGCCGCGGGGCGCGGGCCCUCUGCGCGGCGGCGGCCGCGGCUGCGCUGGCCUGCGCCGGGGCUGCCGCCUGGGCCUCGCCGUCGGGGGGCUCGCGCUUGGCGCCGAGGAGGAGGCCGCCUGGGGAGUUCCGCUGCGGGCGCCGCGUGCAGGAACGGUCCCGCCGCCAGCCUGGAGCCCGCGGCGGCGGCGCGAGGCGCCGCGCGGGGCCACGGCGGCUGGCGCCCGCUGGUCGCGCGCAGGGCGCGAUUCGGCCACCACGGCCGCGACCCCUCGGGGGUCCGCCACAAGGAGGGCCGGCACCAGGCGAGAGAGGCCUCGAUGCUAUGUACCGCACUCAACAAGAUCUUCGAAAACACCGAGAUGUACUGCACGCACAAGGGCGACGAUGAGCUCCAGCGCCGGGGUGGGGCCCGCGGGCGUCGACGACGUGAUCAUGAACGAGAACUGCAAGGCCGCGUACGUCCACGUGGGGGCCGCGGGGAGCAAACUCGAGGUGCGGCAGACGAUCGUGUGGUUGGUGCGCAAUGCGCCGCAGCUCAGGACGGCCCUGGCCAGGCGGUACAAGCACAGGGCCCGCAUUCCGAAGAUGUACUUCGUGGAGUCCAAGUUCCGCGAGUGGGAGAGGCAGCUCGAGAAGGCUCGUCAGAUCCCCGAGCUGAACCUGCCCGACCCUCUCGCAAGGAUUCGGGAAAAGCUCAGCUUGGAGAACAGGCUGAAGAAAAUGGGCAUGGGUGACCCUGACAAGCCGAUCAGGAAGUACGGCUACGGCAAAGCUUUCUGAGACUGAUGUGGCACUCCCGCACCCCUGCCGUAAAAGCAAAAAGGUCGUCCCAUUGCCUUACUCUUCCGCACCCCACCGCAUCCCAGCGAUCCCGCCACA
Molecule: messenger RNA, 1054 nt
Organism: Prorocentrum cordatum
Lineage: Eukaryota; Dinophyceae; Prorocentrales; Prorocentraceae
Source: the annotation of a GenBank genome assembly